AUGAAGACCCUUGCCGUGUUUUGUGUUACCGUCCUUCUGUACUCGGUAGUGACUGGUGAGGAGGAAGUCAAAUCUUCUGAAAGUCAGGAGCUCCAAGCUGAAGCCACAGGAUAUGGUGGGGGAUAUAGUUAUGGCCAAGGAGGACUUGGAGGGGGUGUAGGAGGACUUGGCGGUGACAUAGGAGGACUUCGCGGUGGCGUAGGAGGACUAGGAGGUGGCGUGGGAGGAAUUGGAGGUGGCGUAGGAGGACUUGGAGGUGGCGUAGGAGUUAUUGGAGGUGGCGUAGGAGGAAUUGGAGGUGGCAUAGGAGGAAUUGGAGGUGGCGUAGGAGGACUUGGAGGUGGUUUUCGAGGUUUUACAACCUUGACGGUCCUUGCUAUUCCCAUCUAUCUUGUGCCAGUAGACAGAAUAGGUGGUGGAGUAUUUAGUGGAGGACGAUAUGGAGUUGGAGCAGGAGCUGGUGUAUAUGGUACUGGAGGAUUGGGAGGAGGUGUUGGAGGAGGAAUUAGAGGAAGAGUGACUGGUGAGGAGGAAGCCAAAUCUUCUGAAAGUCAGGAGCUCCAAGCUGAAGCCACAGGAUAUGGUGGGGGAUAUAGUGGUGGCUCAGGAGGACUUGGGGGAGGGGUAGGAGGACUUGGAGGUGGUGUAGGGGGACUUGGCGGUGGUGUAGGAGGACUUGGGGGAGGGAUAGGCGGACUUGGAGGUGGUGUAGGAGGACUUGGGGGAGGGGGAGGAGGACUUGGAGGUGGUGUAGGGGGACUUGGCGGUGGUGUAGGAGGACUUGGGGGAGGGAUAGGCGGACUUGGAGGUGGUGUAGGAGGGGUAGGAGGACUUGGAGGUGGCGCCGGAGGGGCUGGAGGCUUGUCGCUCCUUGCUAUUCCCAUUUCUCUUGUACCAGGAGGUGGAGGAGUAGUUAGUGGUGGACAAAAUGGAGUUGGAGCAGGAGCUGGUGUAUAUGGUGUUGGAGGAUUGGGAGGAGGUGUUGGAGGUGGAAUUGGAGGAAGAGGUGUAGGUGGACGUUACAGAAAAGGAGGAAUUUGGUGGGACUAA
Limulus polyphemus (Atlantic horseshoe crab) is the source of this 1050-nucleotide messenger RNA. Its product is annotated as glycine-rich cell wall structural protein-like. The transcript has 3 exons. The record is from RefSeq and is a predicted model, not a curated record. NCBI's taxonomy places the organism in Eukaryota, Metazoa, Arthropoda, Merostomata, Xiphosura, Limulidae. Bases 1 to 1050 code for a protein of 349 amino acids.